AUGGGCCUCCUUACCUUGAUCGAAGACCGUCCCACACCAAAAUGCGUAUAUAACUGGCGAGUCUACUUUUCAGCAGCCGUUGCUGGCUCCGCCGCCAUUAUGAUCGGUUACGAUAGUGCCUUCAUUGGCGGUACUCUCGCUCUCCCUUCUUUCAAGGACGAAUUCCACUUCGAUGACCUUUCCAAAUCCGAAGUCAAUCUCACCUCCGCCAAUAUCGUCUCUUGUUACCAAGCAGGAGCCUUUUUCGGAGCCUUUUUCGCCUACGCCGCCGGUCAUUUCCUCGGUCGCAGGAUUGGACUCAUGGCCUUUAGCGCUAUCUUUACCCUGGGUGCUGGACUUAUGUUGGGGGCCAACGGCUCUCGUGGCCUUGGUCUCAUAUACGGAGGUCGAGUCCUUGCGGGUAUCGGUGUUGGCGGAGCUUCGAACUUGAGUCCGAUUUUCUGUUCCGAAAUCUCUCCACCUGCUAUUCGCGGACGUCUGACCGGGUUGUAUGAAAUGAGCUGGCAGAUUGGCGGAUUAGUGGGCUUCUGGAUCAACUAUGGAGUUGCAGAGACCAUGACCCCGUCUCAUCGUCAAUGGAUCAUUCCAUUCGCGGUUCAACUGAUUCCGGCGGGCCUCCUCUUCGGAGGAGUCUUUUUCGUCAAAGAGUCCCCCCGAUGGCUCUUCUCCAGAUCUAGGCGUGAAGAAGGCAUCAGGAAUCUCUGUUGGUUGCGAAAACUCCCGGUCGAUCACGUCUAUCUGCAAGAAGAAAUUUUUGCAAUCGAUAAUGCGAUCGAACAACAACGCACCGCGGUCGGUUUGGGCUUCUGGCAGCCAUUCAGAGCUGUCAUCAAUGACCGAAGAGUGACCUACCGCUUCCUGCUCGGUGGUUCUCUCUUCUUGUGGCAGAAUGCAACUGGAAUCAACGCCAUCAAUUACUAUUCGCCUACUGUGUUUAAAUCAAUCGGCAUCACAGGAACAAACACCUCCCUGCUGACGACAGGAGUGUUCGGUGUCGUCAAGACGGUCAUCACACUGUUCUGGCUUUUCUUCCUGAUCGAUAAGCUUGGACGCCGUGGCUUGCUCAUCUAUGGUGCAGUCGCCGGAUCCUUGUGCAUGUGGUACAUCGGUGGCUACAUUGCUGUUUCCCAGCCUGAAGACCACCCCAGUGGCACCCUCUCCUCUGGAGGCAUUAGCGCAAUGGCAUUUUUCUACCUGUGGACCGCCUGCUAUACCCCAUCCUGGAACGGCACCCCAUGGGUUCUGAACUCUGAAAUGUUCGAUCAGAAUGUCCGUACUUUGGCACAGGCAUUCGCCGCUGCCAAUAACUGGUUCUGGAAUUUCAUCAUUGCCCGAUUUACACCACAAAUGUUCGCUACAAUGUCCUUCGGCGUAUACUUCUUCUUCGCAUCCCUUAUGCUGUGCGCGGCCGUCUUUGUCUUCUUCCUCAUUCCAGAGACGAAAGGUAUCCCGCUCGAAGCUAUGGAUCGCCUCUUCAGCAAAGAGUACCCUGCUCGACGUGCACACACUACCGUCCUGACGCAGAUUCGGCUCGAGGAGCAAGAGUUCAGACGCCAGGCCGUCGAUGAAAAACAAGAUGUUGAGGAACACGAGGGAUAUGCUGUUGAUAUGAAGCAUGUUGAAAAAGCGUAG
Messenger RNA from Rhinocladiella mackenziei CBS 650.93, 1632 nucleotides. RefSeq lists its product as uncharacterized. Lineage: Eukaryota; Fungi; Ascomycota; Eurotiomycetes; Chaetothyriales; Herpotrichiellaceae. Gene Ontology annotation, biological process: carbohydrate transport; transmembrane transport. The coding region runs from base 1 to 1632 and encodes 543 amino acids. Gene Ontology annotation, cellular component: membrane. Gene Ontology annotation, molecular function: carbohydrate:proton symporter activity. The transcript is spliced from 3 exons. The record is from RefSeq and is a predicted model, not a curated record.